Messenger RNA from Exophiala oligosperma, 4542 nucleotides. RefSeq lists its product as uncharacterized. The record is from RefSeq and is a predicted model, not a curated record. NCBI's taxonomy places the organism in Eukaryota, Fungi, Ascomycota, Eurotiomycetes, Chaetothyriales, Herpotrichiellaceae. The transcript has a single exon. The coding region runs from base 287 to 4321 and encodes 1344 amino acids. Gene Ontology annotation, molecular function: RNA uridylyltransferase activity. Gene Ontology annotation, biological process: RNA 3'-end processing.
CCAACAACGAACAACCAACAACCAGGCAAUCGAUCUCUCAUAUCCACCAAAACCAUCAUCCCAUCAGGUCCUCAUCCAAAAAACUCAUCAAGCAUGACAAGCGCUGCCUAUUGUCUCUGCAUUCACAGUCCCUUUUCCUUACUUAUAUGUUCAUGUGCCCACCCUCUUUUCCCCUCUUGCUUGUCGUGAAUUUCCAGGCACAUCACCACAUGCCAACAACAAACAUCCAUUCAACUCUUUCAGCACAUCGCGGUCUUUCUGACCUGAUCUCACUUGGUGAAUAACCAUGAAACCCACCGACCAGAAUUCUGGCUUCGACGACCAUGUCUGGGGUCAACUUCAGAACAUGGCUCACCAACCACCGCAAAGAGGCCGAGGAGGACGUGGCAACUGGGGCAGGCGAGGUCAAGGCAGGAACCACCGUGGCUAUCACUCCUCCCAGAUGAAUCAGUCUUCCUUCAUAAACCAUCAGACAUCAUCUCAACUUCCGCCCGCCGUCGAGGAUUUCCCGCCUUUGGGAUCCAAUUCAGCAGCUCCCCUCCGAUCCGACAUUCCUUUUUCUGAAACUCAACCACCGCAAUUACAGACGCAUCCCUCGACUAAUGCGCGCCGUGGUACAGCAAGAGAAUAUCAGGAUCUUGCUAGAGGUAAUUCCCGGGGUCGUGGAGGCCGUUACGGCUAUCAUACAAACAUGCCACCAACAGUGCCAUCUACCAUGAUCCAGUACUCUGGUUAUGGACAGCCCCAUCCACGUCAACCCAAUCUAUAUCAUCCACAUUCUGAUCUCUUCUAUGGAACAGCGGAACAGCAACGUCAUAUGCGCCAUGUCUUGAUGAAGCAAUCGGACUACCUAAGGAUCGUUGCCCAUAAUGCCCACAAGCAACAUCGACUUACUCCAGAGGAAUACGGGGUCAAAGAAAAAUUCCGGUGUGAUCUCGAAAUGGUAGCGAAAGAUUCUUUGGGUGCGAAGUAUCCUGAACUUGAUGCGGGCCAGAUCAGAUUGAAAUGCUAUGGCAGUCUUGCGAACGGAUUUGCUUUGGCCAACUGCGACAUGGAUCUACUUCUGGCCUUACCAAGUCGGGAAGACAAUGGAAAAGAUGUGGCUACUCUAAAGGCUCCUGCUGAUGUCGAUGCAUGUGAGGACUCCGAGGAUGAAGAAUGUCUUUUCAAUGUCGAGGUUCGCCGUGUGUUGGAAAAGGCCUUUCUUGACAGAGCCUAUGGAGCAAGGUUACUCACUAAUACUCGCGUGCCAAUCCUGCGAGUAUGUGAACGUCCAUCUCCUGAGCUGCUUCACAACCUUCGUGAAUACCGCGCAACAUGGGAAAAGUCAUCAUUCCAACCCGAGCCCGAAUCGAGCCUUGCCGAAGCGAAUGAAGCAGGAGAAGCUUCACAAGAUCAAAUUCCUCAGAAAGACGUUCCCGCAGAGAAGAUGAACCAGACUGUUUUACCUGACACUGUCAAGACCUCAGAAGUGGAAGAAUCAGCCCUUGCAGAUGUAAAUUCGAUCGGUGAAGCCCUGAGGGAUCUGAAGGUGGAAGAUGCAUCUUCGCAAAAGCCGGCAAAGCGCACAAAUCCAAACCUGGAGUUCGUCGGCGACUGUGGUAUACAAUGCGAUGUCAACUUUACCAACUUCGUCGCUGUGCACAACUCGCAUCUGCUUUGGACGUAUCAGAGCUUGGAUAGCCGCGUAGGAGAUGUUGGAACCUUCGUCAAGAUCUGGGCAAAGGCAAGAGACAUCAAUACUCCAUAUCGUGGUACGUUGUCUAGUUAUGGAUACAUAUUGAUGGUGCUUCAUUAUUUGAUGAACGUCGCCUCGCCUCCAGUCAUUCCGAAUCUGCAAUACCUGGCCAAGACCGAGGAUAGUUGGUACCCGGACAGAAAGAUUGAGCUCUUUGAUGGAUUCGACAUCAGAUUCCUCUCGAAGCCUGGAGACCUCAAACACUUGCAGGAGGCGAACACCAACAAGAACAAGGAGAGUUCGUCGCAGCUGCUUCGUGGAUUCUUCCGAUACUAUGCAACACGUGAGGGCUUUUUCUGGACUCGAGAUGUCAUCUCCAUCAGACAGCCAGGUGGAAUCUUACCCAAGGCUCAGAAGGGCUGGACGGAGGCCAAGUGGGUAGAGGGCAAGAACAAGAGUGUUCGCUUGCGCUACCUCCUCGCCAUCGAGGAUCCAUUCGAAAUUGAGCACAACGUCGCGCGAACUGUUGGACAUAAUGGCCUUGUCUCGAUCAGAGACGAAUUCCGACGGGCUUGGAAUCUCCUUGAGAGAGUUGGUGCCGGAGAACAGAUACCCUCCGAAACUUUUCUCGAACCUGUGACAGACCGCGUUUUCACCUUGAGGAAAGAUCAGGAGUUCCAUCGGCAGAAGCAACUGCGACAGAUGAAACAAGAUCUCGACGAAAAAGAAAAGACGUUGUUAGAGCAGAAGGACAAAGAUGAUCUCGCUUCUCACACUGAUGGUAUGUUAGGGAUCUCUGUUCCGGGGACAGCCCAGUCCCCUCCCUCUCCCGAGGGCCAACGUCGAUCGUCAAGCACGAAACUGACUUCGACUUUAUCAUCCCAGGCCCAACUCAAGCGACGGCAACCUUGGAGGCGCAGGUUCCCAACUCUGGAUAGUGACAGCGAAAGUGAUGCCGAUGAUUGGCCAUCAGCACGCAAAGUGAAACCCGCGGUUUCUGCUCGAUCGGAAUCAGAAAACUCUCAAAAAACAGAGGACAAGGAAAUGCCGACAAAGUCGGGGUACGUCCCUGUCCCAAUAGGCGAUGUCCUACUAGCCAAUGGACGAGAUGCUUGGGGAAACCUGGUAGCUUGGGAUAUUGACACUCAAGACGGACGGUGGCUUCACUGGAGAGACAACAAGAUAAAGGAUGGUACAUUCCGCGGAUUUUCAAGGCCUUCGCUGCAAGAGCUGGAUGUACAAUGUCCCUUCGACCCCAAACGACCCUCACCUUACUCUGAGAAACCAUACAACAACCAUAUUGACAAAUCAAUAGCUGAGAGACCACCCUGGCCCUUAAGUGACCCCUCGAUUUUCAUCCCUAUUACUACUGAUAAUGCCCGGAGAGCCUCCCUAGACCUUGAUCCAUGCCCUUCAGUGCCAUGUAAUGAACAAGAUGAUGACCCCAGUGUCCAGAUCGAUCCUAACCCAAAACAAGAUCAACCUGUUGGACAAUUCAUUCCCUGGGAUACGAGAACGAGUGGUGGUAGAUGGCUUCGAAGUCGCGAUGCCCGAAUUGUGAAAGGAACCUGGCGAUAUUUGAGAAAACCUAGCGGUCCUCAUGCCUACUUCUCCCUUGACGCUGCGUUUCCCUACAGCCCAAGUAUGACGUGGAAGGAACUCGAAGAGAGAAAUCAUUUGCUGCGUUCAUACUGUGCUCACCGGCCAUGGCCUCUUUCAAAACGAGCAGAGUUUGCAUUGAAGACUUUUGCAGAGCAAAUCAAAGUCACCUACUCCAGCCAGGAAACAGAACCUCUACCUUUGAUGCCGGUCCACAACCAGUCAAGCCAACUCAACACUCAGAUUCGUGAUACCUCUUCAUUGGAGACUGGCCAAUCUUCUCCAGAAAGUGUGCAUCUCAAGCCGGGAUCUUCGGAUAGUGCUCCUCAAGGCAAUGGUGCAACAGUGUCAACCCAUACUAGUCGAAGUCAAGAUGUGGACAAAUUCCCCUCUACAAAGAGACCAUGUGAUGACAAUGGAACCCCAGAUCAGCAUGCUCUUCGAGCUCGACGACUAGCCUUUUUCGAAAAGCAAUUUGCUCCCACGGAAACUGAUCCAGAUGAAUAUACGCUAGCAGAGAUGCAACGAGAGUCCAUGCAUGUUACGGGAAGUGGUCAAGGAUCUACGUCUCCUCAGCUCCGGAACGAUCUAGCGAUCGGCAUACCUCUCUACGAAAUUACUAUCCAAGAUAAAUCUGAUAUCGAGGAGGUGACGGAAGCUGGGCCUAGUUGUCGAAAUGAUGGUUACAGAGAAGACCACAAAAGCUCUGAACUUCGAGUCCCAAACACAUUGUUUCCCGACAUGGACCGAACCCAGCGUCCCAGAGACGAGGAUCUUAAUAUUAUGGCUAUUCCUGGUAAACCCCGCUUCAGAUUCGACCCGCGGCAACUGCAAGAUCUCGACAUCAUUGCGAAAGGCGGUAAUGGAUGCGCUCGACAAGGAGCAGAGUUCAACAUCGAAGAUGAAUACGAAUGGAGUGGUGAGGGUAUGUUGGGUCACGGAACAAGCACUGAAUUGCCAUACCUCAGCAGUGGCACACCCUACGAAGCAGGGAAAGGUGAUGAAGAGGGACUGCUUGGGGAAUUGCCGGGAGAGAUUGAUUGAGCAGACUCUGGAGAGAAUAGUGUUAUUGGUAGUGGUACUGCGAGUACUCUGGAAGGUGCAUCCUUCUGCAAGUAUUUUUAGCAGACGCAUUUCAUUGCGUAGGUCGUCGAGGAGAGACCAAAAAGACGGGUGGCGGCCUUGUAUCUUUUGACUACCUCGAGUAGUUUUCUGCUCGAUACCCCGUCUUGAAAGCGAAACUGGAUAGCUAUUAAUGCUCGAAU